Patiria miniata (bat star) is the source of this 2431-nucleotide messenger RNA. RefSeq lists its product as uncharacterized. Lineage: Eukaryota; Metazoa; Echinodermata; Asteroidea; Valvatida; Asterinidae. Bases 448 to 1794 code for a protein of 448 amino acids. The transcript has 2 exons. The record is from RefSeq and is a predicted model, not a curated record.
AUCCUUUACUGCGAUCACGCAUCAACGACUGAUGAGCCCAAAUGGUUCAACUUAUCCUCUGGAUGGUAUUGUGGAGCUCCGUGGAGCGGGAAACAUCAUUAAAGAACUACGGGUGUGGUAGCUGAUGACGUGUGGUCAACUAGGAGCGGUGGGCCGAGUUCUGAUCACUGCGCACGAGGUGGAUCACGUUGUAUCUUCAGUGAGGAGCUAUUUGCAGAUUAGCUUUUCGAGGCAAACUGCAUCGAGAUAGAAUCACAGCUUUGGACAUUAUGCGUUGUUGUUCGAGUGCCAGUGUCUGAGCUCAUGAGUAAUUGGAUUGGAGACAUAUCUGAGACAUGGUAUAAGAAAAGAAGCGUAUACCUGACUGAACUGCAGUUGAAGAACCAGGCGAUCGUGAAUUUGACCAUGAUUUCGAGAUGUGAACCUGGCACAAACUAAAAACCGAGAAUGUCGGCUGUCAACAACAAAGGCACGCAGUACGACCCGCCACAGGCUUCAUCGUGUACUGACGAGCCUGAAAGUGCAGCCAAAGGGAAAGACAAUGUGGAUUUGGUUGGAAUUUCAAGUGACGAAGAACCGCCGAUAUUGCCACCGAGAGUGUCCAUAACACCACGCUCCGGACUGAAAUCAAGAAGCACAAACAGACACCGUAGAAGUUGCCAACGGCGUUCGGGUGCUAUCGACGAGCUGCAGAUAAACGCCGAGAGAACAUCGGGCAGCACCGGCACAAUUUCGAGCGAUACGAAGAAACCUUCGGAAAACACCGGCAAGCUUUCGGCUCGCACCGACAAACCUUCGCCAAACUCCGGUAGACUUUCCAAGGUGAUCGGGAAUCACACCAGGAAGGAUCAUGAAGCUGCUCCGGUGGCAUGGACGGCCGAAUAUCGCAGUAAAUUGAGCGAAGAGGACCGAAUGAUGAGACUGCAAAUCACAGCUCAGAAUUCACAUCCGGAGUGUCUCAAGCCCGCGACGGCAGCGGGGCUGACGCGACGACUGACCAUCGGGAAUUACUUGCCGAAACUCUCCUCGGUCCAAUUCGUCGUCAAGAACGAAGUGAAUUUCUGGCCGUCUGCUAAGGGAGGAACUGAUGAGGGAGUUGGACGGAGUAGGGAGCGAGUGACCUACUCACGGCACGCGGUGCGCGGGACAGGUGUGCAUUCCGCCCGGUUGAGAACAGAUGAAGAACGCCGGAGAUCCAACUUGACUCCCAGACUACCACCUGCAAGGAAAGGAGCCAUUGUGACCAACCGAGUAUUCCUUGUGUCUCGCUCAUCCAACCGGUCUGUGCAAGGCGUAUCAAACCCCAUCAGGCCUGCCUCAGAACCUGCUCGUUUACAUCGUCACGAAGCCUCUGCCCCGUCAGCCAAACACGCCAGGCUACAACGCUGCUCUGUCUCCAAAGAAGACUUGAGCAAACCGAUCGAGCGAGUAGCGACAGCCAACCGCAACCACCCACGCCCGCCGCCAUCGGACGCGUCGGUCCCCACGCCGUCCGAGUACGAAGAAGCCACGGGGAAAGUCCGCGCGUGGAUCACGCACAGAGAGCGUGAAAAUGAAUCUCAACCCAACCCCGAGAUGACGACUGAACGAUCACCCAGAAUCUCGUGGAACACGGGAAUGAGCCCUGUGCAGCGAGAUUUGAUGUUACCACUACGGAAGGCACAUCCCUUGGUUCGAUCGACUCUGACCGUUGGGAACUUUAUGACUGACGGAACCACGAGUAAAGGUGUUUCGGCUCGUGUUGCAGCACUGCGGAUGGACGGUAACAGAAGGCAAAUUGGUGUUCCCUUCUAAAACAUGUAGUUACAAAAACUUCAAAACAUGUACGAGAGGCACCCUAAAAUGUUGUGAGGCGCGAUCACCAACUCUAGUCACAUCAAUAACUUGCUCCUAUAGCCGAGGACGUAUACGUUUGAAGUGAUGGCGCGCAUCAUUUUCGAACUCUUAAACUCAUGCUUGCAACUCCAUUAUUUGAUUGCACACUGUUUUUAUCAUUUAAUUGGUGUUAUUUGAUUUUUUUUGUUUGAUUCAAUUUGCCCCUAUUUUAACACCUCGCCAUCUGCACAUUAUUUAUUAUGACAAUUAUUGUCACGACACAGACCUGUGGUCUAAGCUACGUUUAACUGGUAAUUAUUAAGUUUUGCUUGCGGAAAUAAUAGUGUGCAAUAUAUAAGUUCAUUCUGUGACGUCAUCUGAAAGUUUGUUAUUCUUGCCGUCUUCGGAGUGACAGUCUCGAUGAUAUGACAAACUUUGUUCGUUUAUUUUGGUCAGACAAAUUUUUACAUGCAAAUUGAUCAGAGCUAGGCAUUGGCAUUCAGGUAGCAUAGUUUGCCACAUGCACAAGCUAUCACAAGAGUCCUUUGUUUCAAUUGAGUGUGCCGAAUUGUAUCACUCCGGGAAAAUAAAUUUGAAUUAUUCAAAGCACAGUCUA